Toxorhynchites rutilus septentrionalis is the source of this 6256-nucleotide messenger RNA. RefSeq lists its product as uncharacterized. Gene Ontology annotation, cellular component: RZZ complex; cytoplasm; kinetochore microtubule. Gene Ontology annotation, biological process: mitotic sister chromatid segregation; mitotic spindle assembly checkpoint signaling; protein localization to kinetochore involved in kinetochore assembly. The transcript has 10 exons. The record is from RefSeq and is a predicted model, not a curated record. Gene Ontology annotation, molecular function: small GTPase binding. Lineage: Eukaryota; Metazoa; Arthropoda; Insecta; Diptera; Culicidae. The coding region runs from base 95 to 6187 and encodes 2030 amino acids.
UCCGACAGUCGUUUAUAGUUUUCGAUUGCGCUCGUAAAAAUAUCCAAUUGAUUUGCUACUUAUUGUUCGGACAAAUAGUGUUCCUGUGCUGAAAAUGUGGUCCAAUUUUGAACUUGUUUCAAUCGAGGAUGAAACCCUUAACAGUGCAUUUUGCACAAACGGUCUGUUCCGAAUUUCCAACGAGGCACUGGUGGAGAAAAAUCCCAAUGUGACAGGAACUCUUCAGAACGGUCGGUUAAUAAUAUCGAUCGACAAGGCAUUGAUACUAUUUCAGGAUGAGAACCGUUGCAAUGAUAUGAACUUUUUGGAAGUUUCCCAUAACAUCGAGUGUCUCGCUGCCUCCGAAAACGGAGAUAUGGUCAUAUGUGCCCUUUCUAACGGCACAAUUACCGGGUUCCAUGUACGAGGAGUCAACUUAUUUGAUUUAUCAAUUCAUCCAGAUGAUUAUAAUCCCGAACGGACGUUUUCUGAAAUUCGACAGAUCGAGGGGAAUUAUUUUGUGCAAUGUGUCCGUGGUCCAGUCUAUCAAAUUAUUCUCGAUGAAGUUAGACUAGGUGAAGCCAUAAAAAAACUUGAUUGCAGUGAUUUGGACACCACGUUGAAUGUUGAUGAUUGUGUUAUCAUAAAUCGGGUUCUUGAAAGGCAUCUGCACGAAUGUGUUACUAGUUUCGUUCCUAUGAUCAGCUAUAAUUUAAUGCAUGAUCAGAACUACCAAUUGAUGUUGUCCACGAGCUCGGAAUCAAUUUACUUCCAACAAUCUGAUCGCAUUGAAAAAGUUCCGCUUAAACCGGAAUAUUGCGGGAUCAAAAAAAUGUUCAAUCUGGUUCACUGCUACAUCGCUUUAGCCGAAAGCGGCCAGCUGCUUGAAAUUUGUCAAAUUACAAAGUUGGUUUCAGAAUUAAAUGUGCCAUACAGAAUACAUGACUUCAACGUGAUGGAAUGUACAGCUGAUGCUAUAGAACUACUUCUACUCACAAAACCAGAUUUAAGUGGUGGUAGAUUGAUGAAAAUUGUUGAUUUUCCAUCGAUGGAAUGCAAAUAUGAACUGGAUAUGACCGAGCAUAUAUGGUUAGUGCAGCAGCCCAAGAGUGCCGUUAAUAUGUAUUACAUCACUGGAAAUACUAACAAUCACCAAUAUGUUCAGGAAAUUGAAAUGAAAAUACUCUCCGAAACGCAGCCAUCACUGCGUUUGGACAAACUCAUCCGCAAAGGAAGACUCGCCGAAGCCGAAGAGUUCGCCAAGCAGUUCGAUUUGAACUCGCAGCUCAUUCAUCAGGCUAAUAUUAGGCUUUCGCUGGCUCAGCUGGUUACUAGCAAAAAUGUAAGCGAAGAAGAGUUGCAGCAAAUGUUCGGAAGAUUAAUGGAAAGGUUGCAUUUGAUUGAGGACCCUUCGUUUUUCUUAACUAUUCGAUUGACUGCUAUCCCGGAGAGAAACAUGAAGAAACAAUUUCUGCAGUUUCUGCUAGGAAAAAUUGACCAAAAAUGUAAUGAGGCAGCGGAGAUCAACGAACAAUUGCUAAGGUUGGAUACGUUGAAAUUGAUCGAUCCCUACGGAGUGGAUCCCGAGUGGCAGAACUUCGUUUACCAUCAGAAUCUCACAAAACAUUGUAUAGAAUUGUUCAAGACAGAUAUGCCUGCGGCAUGCCUCAUAUGGUCAAGGCAUAUUUCGUCAAUCAUUCUGAACAUGGAUGGUUUGAAAAUUACAACACUGUUGAAAUCAAUCCCCGAAGGAACUCCGCCACUGCAACUCAUCCAAUGGCUGAUGCAUUUCGUCCCACCAAUUUUACAACACCUUCCCCAGAUGAUGCGUAUUCUGGUAACGUUCGUGAUUGGAAAGACGAAGGCUCUGCAGUUUGCUCCUUUCUGGCCGAAAGUUGGUCUUACGUUCAUAGACGAUGUGAUCGGGAUCUUUAAGGAUGUGAAAUUUCCAAUUAUGGAUAUGCGAUUGCAGUACGAAUCGAACAUGGAUGAGAUGCUUGGUUUAAGUGAUGCUCUGAAGGAUUUGACUGUUCUGAAGGAAAAAUUCAAUCUGAACACGAACAUUGACAGCUAUCUUCAGGAGAGUAAGGAAGAGAAAGCGUUCAAACUUCUUCAGAUAGUGCAGCUCUCUAAUCUGAAACGAAUUGUGAACGAGUUCAUGUACCCAAUGUUUGUCGGGCAGGAAACAAAACUGUUGAAUUCCAUCAUACAGUACAUUAAUUUUCUGAUUACGAAUCAGAACAUCAGCUACUGGGAAGAGCGUUGCGUCAUCCUGGUUGAGGUUAUUCAUAACGAAGACCUUAAACUAGGCUGUAUUCUGGACAUCUUGAAGGCGUCACCUGUACCCUGGUCCACAACCAUCACUGCUCUGAUGAAAUACGCCAAUUCGGAUCAUCCGGUAGUGGAGAAAAUUAUCAUCGAACAGCGAACUCAAAUGGUUAAAAUAAUCAAGGUAAAAUAUGGCUGGCCGGCCAAAAGUCAGGAAUGUUUGCGAAUGUUGGCCAAUCGGGUGUUGAAAAUGCGAAUGGACAGUAUGCUGGGGGAUAUCAACGAGUUGACAAACUCUGCUCCGGAGAUUGCAUACGCUGUGGAUUUGAAUACGAUGAUUCGACUUGCAGAGUACAGUGAAUUUUCCUCCGCGGUGCGUUACAUAGACGGGCUGACGGAGCCACGCAAACAAGACUGUUGUCGUGCGGUAGUGGAAGUCAUAAUACAAAUGCUCGACCACAACACGGUCGAUGAAACCAAUGUGGAAAACUACACCGAACUGCUGCAGCUGCUGAAAUCCCGCUGUGACCCAACAGAUCAGUACGAGGUGCAGGAAAUGCUUAACAUACUGAAUGUGCGAAAAGAGUUCCAGCUAGAAAUUAGCCGAGAGCAGCUUGCUAACGACAGCGAUCGCAAACGAUCACUCGAGGUUGGGAUAACUAACUUGCUGUCGAAAAUUCGAAACAAUCGCGAUAAAUUUGUUUCGAAUCUGCUGGGAGGCUUGCAGCGGCUAACUUAUGCGCUGAGGUUCGAUUUCCUGCAAGGACUGUAUGAUGUGCUGAAGCUGAUAGGAAACAUACACGUCAGUUGUGCAGUAUUAGCGAAAGUUGCGGAAAUAAUUGAUGCUAACCAAGACGUGCACGAGAAUUUAUAUCGCAUAAUAGCUCUGCUCUUGGUUCAGCAAAUUGAGUAUUUCAAAGAUUCAAGUUCAAACUGGGAACUGGAUCCGUUGACAUAUCCCCUGGCCGAUAGACUACUCAGGGGAUGUUACAAUGAGUCCAUGUACCACUGCGUUGUGAAGUUGCAACUAUUGCGGUGGGUACAACUAGGAAGUCAAUAUUAUGAAAUUGACGUUCUUAAGGAAUACAGCAAAAGAACUAAUUUACCAGAGAAGAUAUUCAAGAACAUGUGCGAGACAACGAGCGGAACGAAAAACAAAAUUAGUAAUGGUGAUAAAUAUAAACGGGAUUCGUUAUCUGCGUUCGAUACGGUUUACACAAAUGAAGAUGCUAUGGAGGUCACCCAAAGUUUAGAUGAUCACGAAACAAUUAUCAAGUGCGUUGGUCAGGCCUUGCAAGUUGUUACUGGAAGCUUAAAAAACGAUUCAAUGGAACCACCUCAUCUUUUUUUCAACGAAUUGCUCGAUCCAAUCGAUCUCCCGAGCACACAAAUGGAAUUUCAAGCCACCCUGGAAACACUAAUCAAGCACAAAAAGUACCCGGCGGCAGUAACAUUAGUGCAGCUAAUUCUGUCCUACCAAGAUUUGACUGACACUAUCAUUCCAGAGGAUUUUGCCGAAAGCUUGAACAGAAAAUCACUGAAAUAUUUUCUUUCCCAAAAGGAGCCUGACUACAGCGUCCCCAUCUUCAUUUUGCUUCAGUGCAAGGCUCGUGACAAAUGUUUGGAAUAUCUUCGCAACAAUCUUUUGAAUGAAUCGCAGAGAGCCGCAUUCCAUACGCUGCUAGAAUUUUACUACAUGAACAUCGGCGAAACGGAGCUAGCGGUGGAAGAGCGUGGCCACCGAAUUCGUUUCAACUUUUUCUACGAAUUGUGUAAGUUGGAUCCGUCACUCAAAGCAAAGAAAACGCUUUCCUUCCACAACAUCACCGAUCUGAUGAAGGAUAUGAAAAGCAAGGUUCUGAGCGUCGAUCUUUUGCGCAAAAUGAGCGAGAACUUCUCCUGGGACUAUCAGCAUGUACUGAUCUCCCAGGUGCUGACAAUUCUGAACAUGCAGGAGCUCGAGUUUGACGUUCAACAAAAUAGUUUCGGGAAAGAGGAAAUUGUAAUUAAAACCACCACUGAAAAUAUACUGAAGCAAUGCCAGCCGUACCUGAAUGAAGUAACCAAUCGUGUCCUGUUGAGUACUAAACUAACGAAACACUUGGAAGAGAUGAAUUAUUAUUUCUACGAAAUGUAUCUCGCUGUUUUGGAAAUAUUUGCCCAGAUUGAUCAAAUGCAGGAAGAAAUGGAUACCUGGAAGAGAAUCUUGGUGUAUCUACGAGACAGUCUGACAAUGAAGCGGUCCCACCGCGCUGGACAAAUUGAGCUGGACGCAUGGAUGAAAAUACAAACGGAUGGCGGUAUGCUUCCUAAAAUUGCAAAGUAUCGGUUGCCCUUCCUCCUGCUCGUACGAAAUCCGCUGAAAAGUUUAAUAAAGGAAGAAAUCACCAUAGAAAACUACAAGAGGAUGUUGGUGCUUGUGCAACUUAAAGCGCAGCUGGAGAAUAUGGACCCCAUCGAGCUGCAGGAUUACUUCAGCAAAUCGGCAGUGAUUAAUUCGAUUUCGGAGUACAAGAUUCAGGUGGAGGAACAAUCACCAUCAACCGGUUGGCACCUGCAGCCCGUGAAUAAUGCUUUUUUGCAAUCGAUUCUUCGCGUGGUGGAUUGUGUGUCUGAUCUUUCUUCGAAGCUGUUCAUCUUGUAUUAUGUGACGAACAAUGCACCAGACGGAGCCGAUCAAGUUGAAGCUGCCUAUGAGUGUUACAAAUUUGCAAUGAAACAUGGGGAUAGUCUGGCCAAUAACGCUGGGGCCAAGGAUAAAGUGGAUAAAAUAAUCCGAAAGUAUCCUAUCUUCAAAACGCAGCAUCUUCUCCUCCAGUAUGGUAUCAAUGACGACAAAUUGUCUGCUUUGGUGAAAAACCCUCGCGAGCUGAUCAACGCCCUGUAUAGUGAAUCUUUACAGAGGAAAGUCGACAUCAACAGCUUGGUGUGUGAAAUCGCCACUCUCCACCAGCUAGAUAUCGAUGUAAUUCAAAUGAACCUAAUUCAAAAAUGGUUGUCCAUUUAUACAUCGAACGAUGACUCGAGUGGAAGCAUGGAGGAAACAGUGUAUGAAGAUCACAACAUGUCGGUUGACGAGUCCGAUAUAGCUGCCUCGGCAGAUGAAUAUGUGGCAAGAGCGCACUAUAUUCUGAAAAGCUGGAACAAAGAGAAAAGCGUACAGUUUUUGAUAACGCAGCUGUGCGUUGGGGACACAAAUAUGGACGCCAAGAAACAGCUGCAAAUUUACGAUUGUUUCAGCAAACUGAUCGACGACCAGUGCAUGCCUUACGUGGAUGUUUUCAAUCCAAAUCACUAUACAGUGUUGAAAUGUGUCCAGUUUUUGAAAUCGCUCGGUUUCAAUGGCCUUACCGUCGUUAAAUUCGAAGAAACUGAUAAGAUGGCUUUAUUGAAGCGCCUGUGGCAGAACUAUGCUACGUCCUCGAAAGGAUUGGAGGCGAUUGCUUAUAUUUGUCUGGGAUACAACAUUUAUGUACCGCAAGUCUGGAACGGAGUAUUGAAACAGAUGGCUCGUACGAAUAUGAUACCUCACUUGGCCAUGCUGUUGGAAAUUAUUUCCGCCCGCGAGCAGUUGAUCAAUCUGGAAGGCUUCCGAAUGGCUUGGGAGGCUGUGAUAAAGGCACCAUUUAAGAAUGCAAGCAGGAUUCGUUCAUUUGAAGAAGAUGCAUUGCUCGCCAAAUCAUUGGUACUGCUCCAAAAGUGUCCCAUUUCUGCAUCACUCAAUCUGGUGGAUUUAGCGGAACUGUGUAUAAACGCUAAUCGCAUCAACAUGGCAGCCGUUCUGAUCCCUUACGCUGACGGGAAUCAGAAAGAAGUGUUGAAAAAGCUUAUUUCCAAUAAUCUGGAACCCACACUCCGGCAGCAGAUCAUGGAACUUGAAGAAUUUGGUAUAGCUUCUGUGGUAACCCAGGCGGUAUUUAGUGAGAUCAAUCUGAAAUAAAAAUGUAAAGUCAUAAAGAAUGCAGACAAUCGUAAAUAGAGAGAAGAAGGCCCUUUUACACAGCAUGAA